AUGAGAUAUUACCUAAUUAUCUUGCUGUCCUCAACAAUAUUUUGCUCUUCUGGUUUGGAAGUUGUUCAGGAGAAUAAUGUAAAAAUAGCUGCAGCGGGCGAGGAGGUGAACCUUACAUGCACAUUUAUAAGGCUUGUGCAGGCGACAAAAGCAUGGUUUAAACAAACGGCUGAUGGAAAAUCCCUACAAAUUGUGUCUUUAUAUUCAAAUGGCAAGCCCGUUUGGAGUAACAUCUCUGAGAAUCACUUUAAUGUUAUGAAAGGAGACGGUUAUUUUAAUCUGACCAUUUUAAAGACGAAGCCGUCAGACUCUGCAACAUAUUACUGUGUAAUCUCAACAUUUUACACCUUUGGAAUGGGUUCAGGAACUCGUUUACUUGUCAGGGCCGCAGACAGAAACACAACUCUUCAUCAGUCUUUGAUAGACACUGUUGAUCCAGGAGAUUCAGUGAAUUUGCAGUGCAGCAUCUUCACUGAGAGCUGCGAAGGAGAUCACAGCAUCUACUGGUUCAAGCAAAGCUCAGGAGACUCUGAAGGAGUGCUUUACACCAAAGGAGAGAGAAAUGGCCGCUGUAAGGACAGCACUGAGUCUCAAACGCAGAGCUGUGUCUACAGUCUCCACAAGAACAACAUCAGUCGCUCUGAUUCUGGCAUUUACUACUGUGCUGUGGCCACAUGUGGACAAAUACUGAUUGGAAGAGGAACUCAGCUGAAUAUUAGAGAAAGUGAUUUUAAUCCUGCUCUUCUUGCUUCUGGAAUUACAAAUGUCAUAUUUUUGGCCCUUGUUGUUUUUCUGGGAAUAAAACUCUGUAGAAGUCAGAUUAAACGUAAGACUUUACGAAAUGAAGAUGGCCUGAAUUACGCAUCCAUUACUUUUAGAAGAGCAAGAGCUAAAGUCACACAAGAACAGUCUCUGUACGCACAGGUCAGAUCACACAAGUAACAUUCAGAGGUUUAGAGAAACUUGUAUAAUUCUGAAAAAGUCAUCAAAUGUCAUAGAAAGAUGAAAGUUAUGACCACAAUGCAAGUCUUUGUAUGUUACUGUGCUAUUUGAUUUUGUACGGUAUAUUUGUUGUUAGAUAAAAAUAGAUAAAGUGUGGGUUUGUGUGUCAGUUGAUGUAUUUGGUACAAUACAUGAAUGUUAUACAAAUAUGUUUUGCUUUUGUGGAAGCUCAAGCUAC
This is a messenger RNA of Danio rerio (zebrafish), 1180 nucleotides long. NCBI's taxonomy places the organism in Eukaryota, Metazoa, Chordata, Actinopteri, Cypriniformes, Danionidae. The record is from RefSeq and is a predicted model, not a curated record.